Messenger RNA from Mandrillus leucophaeus (drill), 2907 nucleotides. It is a transcript of the gene TXLNB, whose product is annotated as taxilin beta. Bases 207 to 2513 code for a protein of 768 amino acids. The record is from RefSeq and is a predicted model, not a curated record. The transcript is spliced from 11 exons. Gene Ontology annotation, molecular function: syntaxin binding. Lineage: Eukaryota; Metazoa; Chordata; Mammalia; Primates; Cercopithecidae.
GCCUCCAGCAGUGCCUGUGGCGUGUGUGUGUGUGUGCGCGCGCGUGUAUGUGUGUGUGUGUGUGUAUUGGGUUUCUCUCUCCCUUGUAAGAACACAGCCAGCCCGCCCUCCCCUGCUGUUGCUGCAGCUCUGACUUGCUUUUUCCUGCCUCUUUCCUCUCCUCUCUCUUCUUGCUUAGCUUCUUGCCUUCUGAUACCAGUCCCAAGAUGGAGGCUAAUCACGCUGAACAGCUCUCAGCGGAACAACAGUCAACACCUCCAGGGGACAGUUCAUCAUUACCCCGUCACAAUGGCCUGGAGAAGGAAGAUGGUCAGGAUUCUUCAACCCCAGUCCAGCCACCGGAGAAAGAGGCAGAUGUGCACCCCGAUAUCUCUGAAGAGCUGAAUCGACAGCUGGAAGACAUCAUUAACACUUAUGGGUCUGCUGCCAGCACAGCAGGGAAACUUAUGGGUCUCACUGCCAGGGCUAGUGAGCAGCCUGAGAAUGCGGAAUCACCUGACAACGAGGAUGGGGACUGUGAGGAAACAACUGAAGAGGCUGGAAGAGAACCUGUUGCUUCUGGAGAGCCACCCACUGUCAAAGAGCCUGUCAGCAAUAAAGAGCAAAAAUUGGAAAAGAAAAUCCUAAAAGGAUUAGGCAAAGAAGCCAACCUGCUAAUGCAAAAUCUGAACAAAUUGCCAACACCUGAAGAAAAGUUCGAUUUUUUAUUCAAGAAGUAUGCUGAAUUGCUGGAUGAACAUCGUACUGAGCAAAAGAAGUUAAAGCUCCUCCAAAAGAAACAGGUACAAAUUCAAAAAGAAAAGGACCAGUUACAAGGUGAACACAGCAGAGCUAUCCUCGCUCGAAGCAAAUUGGAGAGUCUGUGCCGGGAGCUGCAGAGACACAACAAGACUCUCAAGGAAGAGGCGCUUCAGCGGGCACGUGAGGAAGAAGAGAAAAGGAAGGAAAUCACAAGCCAUUUCCAGAGUACCCUCACGGACAUCCAGGGCCAGAUUGAGCAGCAGAGCGAGCGAAAUAUGAAGCUCUGUCAGGAGAACACAGAGCUUGCAGAAAAGCUGAAAAGCAUCAUUGAUCAGUAUGAGCUCAGAGAGGAGCAUCUGGACAAAAUAUUUAAACACAGAGAACUGCAGCAGAAGCUGGUGGAUGCAAAGCUUGAGCAGGCCCAAGAAAUGAUGAAGGAAGCAGAGGAGCGACACAAACGAGAAAAGGAAUAUUUGCUGAACCAGGCGGCAGAGUGGAAGCUUCAGGCGAAAGUGCUGAAGGAGCAGGAGACAGUCCUACAGGCUCAGGUGAGGCCAAGGGGACGAGGCAUGGGGGCGCUGUCCUCGCGGUCCCCAGAUAAAAAGGCUGGGGCCAAAGAUUCUAAAAAGAAAGGGGGACCAUUCUGGACAUUUAUGCCCCAGGUGACUCUGGAAGAAAGCCAGACCUACCCAUCUUCCCCCUACCUUGGGGCUCUGCCCAUCCUAAAUAAUGGUCCCUGUGGGUUCCAGGAGUACCGUCCUGCCACGGGCCACAGAAGGACUUCCGCUGCCCCGGGAAACACCCAAGUGCUAAAGGAACUGGCCCGGAGUUACAAACUCAAGAUCACCCUUAAGGCAGUCACGGAACUCAUCGCAUCAUGGUGUAGGACAACUAAGAAAAUGAAGAAGCUGGAAAAGGACACAGCCACAUGGAAAGCCCGAUUUGAGAACUGUAACAAAGCUCUGUUGGACAUGAUUGAAGAGAAAGCACUGAGAGCUAAAGAAUAUGAGUGCUUCGUGAUGAAAAUUGGGAGGCUAGAGAACCUCUGCCAUGCUUUACAAGAAGAGAGAAACGAACUCUACAAAAAAAUCAGAGACACAAAAGUAUCUGAAAAGGAUGACCAAAGUCAGCAUACCUCUGAUGAAGAGCCAGAGUCAAACGUCUCUGCGGAUCAAGAGAUUGACGCAGAGGAGGUUAAUAGUGUCCAAACCGCUGUGAAAAAUCUGGCCACAGCCUUCAUGAUAAUUCAUCAUUCACAGUCAACCCCGCAUCCGUCCAAAGAAACCCAACCCAAAAUCAGCAGUUCUCAGGAGAGCAGUGAUGCCGCUCUCAAAGAGCCAGAGCAACCCCCUCUGAUCCCUUCACGGGAUUCAGAGAGUCCCCUGCCUCCCCUAACUCCUCAGGCUGAAGCCGAAGGAGGCAGUGAGGCUGAACCUCCUUCCAAGGCUAGUAAUUCGCCUGCGGGGUUGGAAGCACAAACCCAACGCAAGGGUCUCCCUGUUGGAGCACAGGCUGAUCAGCAGUCCUGGAAGCCAGAGGCAGAAGCUUCCAGUCAGGCCCCACAGGCUCCCACCGAGGCCUCCCUACAGGAGAUGGAGGCAGAUGUGCCUACUCCAGCAUGCACAGCUGAAGAGCACGUUGCAGCCAUGGUGCCUGCAUGCGAGCCCAGUAGGCAGCCCCCACCAGCAGCAGCAGAGGAGCUGCCAGUAGGGGCCUCAGCUGGGCCUCAGCCGCCCAACCUGGCUGACGCCAAUCUGGAAGGUGUCGACUAAGCCUCGCCAUGCCUUCAGAGGCUUCGUCCUGACUCUUUGCACCUUCAGCAUAACAGAUUGUCUUCCGAAAAAGGCAUUAAGGGCUAGAGAUGUCAAAUGAAAGAGAAGUAGGAUCAAGUCAUUUUUUAAUGUUAUGUAGAACACAUUCAUUCAGGCUUUGCUAUUUGUUGCCAGUUUGUAACUGAUUUGAAAGUUUUCUAUUUAACACUGGUUGACAGUAUAAUUUUCCCAAAGGGCAACAAAACAUCAGACAGCAAAUUUAUAUUACUUUUCUGUUAAGAUAAUACUUAAUUAAAUUUGUUAAUCACCAGUAAGAUUUGAUGUUUAAAGACUUCUACUGCAAUAUAUAAAUAUUGAAAAUGUGAUGUUCUGCUUAUUUGGAUAUGUAGUUUAA